CACAGGUGUUGCAGAAAUGAAAACACAUCCAGCACUCUGCAGGUUCUUCACAUGUUCUCCAGGGAGCAUGUUCUCCAAGGAGAUCAAAUCAGUGAACAUUUUUAUUAUUCCUAACCUAAUAAUAAAUAAAUGAUGCGUGCAUGUGUACUUCACAAGGUGUUUCCUGCAAAAAAGUGCAUGUGGUAAGAUGCCUAUAAACUGCCCCCUGAGGAUGGAAACUGAGGGUGGUGGAUGCAUUAUGUAGAAGCCCGAUAAUGGCGAGCCCCAGGGACGUGACCACGAAGAAGAUCCGCACAGAGUACAUGAAGAAGUUCCGCGAGCCCAAAUGGGAGACGUUCUCCAAAUGCUACCAGGACUCUGUAAAGUACAGGCUGAGCCGCAGGUUGAUGGAGCACACACACCGGCCGCUGUUCGGGGAUGGCUGGGACAGUGGCUCGGACUCCAGCGGAAGAUCCAGUCCUAAGAUCAAAGGAGCGGUGGACUCCUCAAACCCGCAGCCGUCCUCCUCAGAGAGCGCCAGGACGCCGAGGGUCAACGCCGAGCAGGACACGGACAACACGGUGCACGACUCACUACCUGUAGAGAACGGGUACCACCACGUCACAGCUAACGGUCCAUCAGAGCUUCUGGUGAGACAGAGACACCGAGCUCCUCGGUCCAAACCCAGUUUCCCUCAGCUUGAGCCUGACACGGACGAGUCCACCGACUCCACGCUGAGAAAACCGACCCGAGCCAAGAGCCAGCCACCGGCCGGCGCUACAGAGAGGACCUCCAACCGCGAUAACAGACGCCCAAAUAUCCGCUAUGACUGGGCCGAGAGGAGCAUGGAAGCCAGGGAACGGAGGAGGCUCAACAUGAAAGGCUCAGCAUCUGCUGGAGAGAUCCACUUGGACGACGUCACGGUGCAGACGCGGCGUGAUUCUGAAAAAUGUGGAAAGGUUUCGGAGCGCCGGCGAGCGAGAUCGGCUGAUCUGGAGAAGUUGCAAGGGUCUGAGCUUUCUACAGCGGAUGAUCGCUGGACUACUGAGUACAUGCGCUGUUUCUCGGCUAGAAUGAGCUGUUGCCUCAAUCAUGGUCCAGACCACGAUGACUCGAAAAGGCUUCCGUUGUACAUAUAGCCUGAAACUCAGGACACAUAACGCUUUGUUGUGUUAUAAACAUUGCGUCUCGAACAUCGACUUUCACUGCCCACGUUCACACAGAGGAAUUGAGGAAAAGGACAGUUCGAAUACCCACAGGAGUUCUUGAUCCAACCUUCGAUGAGCAGGGUGUGUAUUUAAAACAGAUCUGUGUGGAAAGAUUUGUUCAAACGACAACAUAUGAUAACAGAUUUGCUCCUUUACUACGACCUCUGGUUUGCUCUGUUAGCUUUGCUAGCAGGAACCUGAUAAAGAAACAAAUUCCUGUGGCAAAACCUGGACACUUCUAACGCUACAGUCCCUUACACAGCAUGUCUCAAAAAGGAACAAGAACAUUUAUCUUGGAUGGAAGUCUAUUCUUGGCUUUUGUUUAAGAAUGAAACGGGUGAAGAGGAUAUCACAGGUUACACGUCUAGAUCUCAAACCAGCAUCAGGGAACAUUUUAAAAGCUUUCAUUUGACCAAAACGUAACCUAAAGUUUUUUAAUAAUAUUCCUUUUAUAAAGAUCUGUAAGUUUGUAUGUCUCUAGUGAUCAUUUUCAAAAAUCUGAAUCUGAACACUUUAUUGACCCCUUAGGGAAAUUGUUUGUUUGCAGUAGUUCACAGUAAAAGAUCAAAGAUUAAAGUAAAAGAAAAAGAGAAAAAACAUAUAUUAAAAAUAAUUUUAUAUAAUAUAUUUUAUUAAAAUGUUGACUAGAAGUGGGACAGUAACGUUACACUUCUGAUACUCUAAUCAGCUUAUAUUCGUGACUCGCCAUGUUUUAUCGCUAACCAGGAAAAAAGAAAGAAAAUUCCCACAUCCAAUAAUUUCACUAUUCCGAUUAUUAUUUAAAAAAGUCUUGUGAUUGUUUGUGGUUUGUCCAAACCUCUAGCGUGUUGUGUAUCGGUGGAUUAUUCAAUAGCAACACAAAGUAAAGCACUGAGUAGAUCAGAAUUGA
Messenger RNA from Silurus meridionalis, 2076 nucleotides. It is a transcript of the gene ccsapa, whose product is annotated as centriole, cilia and spindle-associated protein a. Gene Ontology annotation, molecular function: microtubule binding. The transcript has 5 exons. NCBI's taxonomy places the organism in Eukaryota, Metazoa, Chordata, Actinopteri, Siluriformes, Siluridae. Gene Ontology annotation, cellular component: centriole; ciliary basal body; spindle. The coding region runs from base 255 to 1118 and encodes 287 amino acids. The record is from RefSeq and is a predicted model, not a curated record. Gene Ontology annotation, biological process: regulation of mitotic spindle assembly.